Messenger RNA from Cyclocybe aegerita, 495 nucleotides. Lineage: Eukaryota; Fungi; Basidiomycota; Agaricomycetes; Agaricales; Hemipholiotaceae. The record is from the annotation of a GenBank genome assembly.
AUGCUUCUUAGAAGCAGGGAUGCGAGAUGGGGAGGCCGGGCGACCGAGGUCGUCCAGUGCCUGCAUGAGGACGUUGGGCGGGGCCCCCACGUCAAUGACACCCCACGGGCAGCAGGAGGAGGAGGCCUAAAAACGGGAGCCGGGUGGAUGGUCAGCUCGUCCUUAGAAGAUGUCUCGGCCUCGAGGAGAGAGGCGAGCGAGAAGUUGUCGAGUUCACCUGGUCCGCGAAUACGACUGAAGUCGGUGGCCAUGACGGCGUUCACGAAGGACGUCAUCUGGGCCAAGAAGGCAUCGCCCCCAUCGAUGAACCCAGUCUGUGGCCUUCGCAAUGGAGGUGGUCAAUACCUCGAGAUCGCCAGGAAGAUCCUUGACUCGGUGCUCGAUGGCAGCCCGCUCGCUAUCUACAAACACAUACACUACGCGGCCUGGGUACUAAGUGAACUACUAAAAGAUGUCCGCCCCCCCAACCACGAGCCUUAUGGCUCAAACGCCUAA